CGAAGUAUUUUUUUUCACGCGCAAGUCGGUCAAAGUUGCGCUCUGCUGCUUCAAACUUUUGUUGCUUUUCGGGAUAUUGGAUCUAGCAAAAUUAAAUUGAAGGAAAUUCUGUGGCUACAAAUGGAUGAAGGGAAUUACGGCAGCCAGGCAUUUUUGCAAGGGCAAAUGCACGGAGGUGGAGAUUACAAUCCACGAGGACAACAAGGCAAUGAUGUAGAUUCACAAUCAAAUAUUCUACCUCUCGGUAGAAAACAAGACAUCAGUGAUGUUUUGCAACAAAUUAUGACGAUUACUGACCAAAGUUUGGACGAAGCCCAAGCCAGGAAACAUGCAUUGAAUGUUCAUAGAAUGAAAGGAGCUCUGUUUCAAGUCCUUUGUGAAAUAAAAGAAAAAUCAGUUCUUAGCAUGAGGUCACCCCCAGAAGAUGAACCACCAGAUCCACAACAACUCAGAUUGGACAGAAUGUUGGAAUCUGAGGGAGUAGCUGGACCGGAAGGAAGUGGAUCAGCGGCUGCCGUGGCUGCAGCGGCAUCUAGUGGCGGAAAUGACAGCGCGGAACAUAGCGACUAUCGAGCAAAGUUGUCACAGAUACGACAGAUAUAUCAUUCUGAACUGGAGAAAUAUAACCAGGCUUGCAAUGAAUUCACAACUCACGUUAUGAACUUACUUCGUGAGCAAAGUCGGACUCGACCAAUCUCCAACAAGGAAAUUCAGAGAAUGAUUGCGAUCAUCACCAAAAAAUUCAACAACAUCCAACUACAGUUAAAACAAAGUACUUGUGAGGCUGUGAUGAUUCUGAGAUCAAGAUUCCUAGAUGCUAGACGAAAGCGUCGUAACUUCAGCAAGCAAGCUACAGAAGUACUGAAUGAAUAUUUUUAUUCACAUUUGAGUAAUCCAUACCCAAGUGAGGAAGCGAAAGAAGAAUUGGCAAGAAAAUGUAGCAUCACAGUAUCUCAGGUUUCCAAUUGGUUUGGCAACAAACGUAUUCGAUACAAGAAAAACAUUGGGAAGUUUCAGGAAGAAGCAAAUCUCUAUGCUGCUAAAACUGCUCAGGCUGCUGUCAGUGCUGACAUGACUGGAGGACAUAUGUUUUCUCCAGGAGGACAAAACGCUCCUACUACGCCACCUGCUGGUGGAGCACAAAUCCACGGAUCUCCCAACAGUUCAACACCAACGACCCCAACAUCUGGGCAUAAUUACUCCAGUCCAUCGUCACAGAGUGGAUACCCACAAGCAGGAGGAAACACUGGAGAAAUGUUCAUGGGUGUUAAUGGAGAAAAUUAUCAAAAUCAACAACAGGUUUGUGAAAUGCUUUUUUCUAGUCAAUCAACUUUUAUUCAAGUGCAGUUUUAAGCACCAUGUGGCGUCUGAAGCUGCCGCUAAACCAUGGC
Styela clava is the source of this 1391-nucleotide messenger RNA. The record is from RefSeq and is a predicted model, not a curated record. NCBI's taxonomy places the organism in Eukaryota, Metazoa, Chordata, Ascidiacea, Stolidobranchia, Styelidae.